This is a messenger RNA of Medicago truncatula (barrel medic), 1909 nucleotides long. RefSeq names its product non-specific phospholipase C2. The record is from RefSeq and is a predicted model, not a curated record. NCBI's taxonomy places the organism in Eukaryota, Viridiplantae, Streptophyta, Magnoliopsida, Fabales, Fabaceae. Gene Ontology annotation, molecular function: hydrolase activity, acting on ester bonds. The transcript is spliced from 4 exons. Gene Ontology annotation, biological process: phospholipid catabolic process. The coding region runs from base 104 to 1696 and encodes 530 amino acids.
UUCCUUCACUCUCUCUCUCACAUUUUCACAUCACAAUAACACAACUCCACUGUCCCAAAACCAAAAUAAAACCUCACCUUUUCUUCCAUCAACACAUACCAAAAUGGGUACCCGAAAAACUCACUCUACUACUUCUAAACUCUUAUUCAUCUUCUUCUUCACCAUUUUCACUUUUUCCCUUCACAAUUCCCAUGCAAUUGAAGAAAAUCCAAUAAAAACCAUCGUCAUUUUAGUAAUGGAAAACCGUUCAUUCGACCACAUGCUUGGUUGGAUGAAGAAACUAAACCCAAACAUAAACGGUGUAACCGGGUUAGAAUCAUCUCAAUUAUCAGUAUCCGACCCGAAUUCAAAACGGAUAUUCUUCAAGAACGAAGCGCAGUAUGUGGAUCCUGAUCCGGGUCACUCGUUUCAGGCAAUAAGGGAACAAAUAUUCGGGUCGGAAGACACGUCAGUUGACCCGGCUCCGAUGAAUGGAUUUGCUCAACAAGCUUAUUCAAUGGAUAAUACGACCAAAAUGUCUCAGGAAGUGAUGAAUGGAUUUGAACCAGACCAUGUUGCUGUUUAUAAGACACUUGUUUCUGAGUUUGCUGUUUUUGAUAGGUGGUUUGCCUCCGUGCCAGCUUCCACCCAACCUAAUCGACUCUACGUGCACUCGGCAACAUCCGGCGGUGCCACCAGUAACGUGGCAUCCCUGCUCGCAAAGGGCUACCCACAACAAACUAUUUUCGACAGUCUACAUGAUAAUGGAUUCGACUUUGGAAUAUAUUACCAAAAUAUCCCAGCAACAUUAUUCUAUAGGAACUUAAGGAAGCUAAAGUACAUCCCUAAAUUUCACCUAUACGACUUGACAUUUAAGCAUCAUGCCAAGGAAGGAAAGUUACCAAAUUAUGUUGUGGUGGAGCAGCGGUACACAGACACUAAGUUGUUCCCUGCCAACGAUGAUCACCCGUCGCAUGAUGUGUAUCAAGGACAAAUGUUCGUCAAGGAGGUGUACGAGACGCUGAGGGCGAGCCCACAGUGGAACGAAACCCUAUUCUUGAUUACGUACGAUGAGCAUGGAGGGUUUUUCGAUCAUGUUGCUACGCCUGUGCGUGGGGUGCCAAGCCCUGAUGGGAUUGUAGGGCCAGAACCAUUUAACUUCACUUUUAAUAGGUUGGGAGUGAGGGUUCCUACCAUUGCUAUCUCACCUUGGAUUGAAAAGGGCACCGUUGUUCAUGGUCCAAACGGUUCACCAACUCCUACAUCAGAAUAUGAACACUCAUCCAUUGCAGCAACGGUUAAAAAGAUCUUCAAUUUACCUAAAUUUCUUACCAAGAGAGAUGAAUGGGCUGGAACCUUUGAAGGUAUUGUACAAAUAAGGACAGAACCCAGAACUGAUUGCCCAGAACAGCUUCCGACCCCGAUAAAGUUAAGAAAGGGAGAGGCAAAUGAAGAUGCAAAGCUAAGUGAAUUUCAGCAGGAGUUGAUCCAACUUGCAGCAGUGCUAAAAGGAGACAAUAUCUUCACUAGUUAUCCAAAUACUAUAGGGAAAGACAUGAGUGUUAAGCAAGGAAAAUAUUACAUGGAUGAAGCAGUUAAGAGGUUCUUUGAAGCAGGUCGUUAUGCAAAGAAAAUGGGAGUUAGUGAUGAAAAUAUAGUGAAGAUGAAGCCUUCUUUGACUACAAGAUCGUCCAAAUCUUCAAACACAAAACCAUAGGACCAAAAUAAAAUAAAGAUUAUGUAGCAAUAGCAUGAAAGGAAAUGAUAAUUGAAAUCAAUAGUUUUUAAUAAAAAAAUUAUCAAAAUAGAAAAAAAACAAUAUGCUUUCUUUAAAAAAUAAUGAGAACUUAAAUAUAUGGUUUAUUCUUUCUAUGUCUUUGUUUCUGAGGUGUAAUGGUAGAGAUUCCUAUUAAUUAAAGUUUAACCAAUA